Messenger RNA from Phanerochaete carnosa HHB-10118-sp, 3536 nucleotides. Its product is annotated as glycoside hydrolase family 35 protein. Gene Ontology annotation, molecular function: beta-galactosidase activity. NCBI's taxonomy places the organism in Eukaryota, Fungi, Basidiomycota, Agaricomycetes, Polyporales, Phanerochaetaceae. Gene Ontology annotation, cellular component: vacuole. The coding region runs from base 105 to 3467 and encodes 1120 amino acids. The record is from RefSeq and is a predicted model, not a curated record. Gene Ontology annotation, biological process: carbohydrate metabolic process. The transcript has 23 exons.
GCUCUCGCACAGAAUUCGAUAUAAGGAGAAGAUUCGCUGAGUCGUGUUGGUAGGCUGACCCACAAAGCUGCUGAAGGAACUGCCAAACGCGAUUCUCCCCACACAUGACUACCCUCGCCGGACCGUCAUGGCCAGUUCUUCAGGAUGCAUGGGCAACUUUGCAAGAACUUUGUGCGAUGACGUACGUCCGCGACAACUUCUUGUCUGUGAUUCUUCUUCUGCGUUUGUGUCGUAGAUUAUCCCGGCUAUGCGGUACUUGUAAGAGGCAGGCCUGCAGGCUCCCCGGGAUAGGCAACGGGUGUUCUCCACCGUACCGACUGCCGACUGCCAACUAUGCCUCAUUGAAAGCAUUCAUCGAGCUACAAGCUAUAACGUAUAUUUAUUUUUGCGAUAUCCUACCGAUUAUUUGCCACAUUACAUCUCUGUUCCCCGCUCUCUGCCUGGUAUGUGAACCGCUAGGAAGGCUCGCUGCGUACGCACUAUCCGCUCAGGUUGCCAUUUCUGCAGUACCGUCCUACGAAGUACCUCCUGGUUCUCCGGGAUAUUACCACGGCAACUCUUCUGCCGCCGUCACCUUCGACGCACAUUCUCUAUUCCUCGAUGACAAAAGGCUGUACGUCUUUAGCGGGGAGGUCCAUACUUGGAGGAUGCCCAGUGGACCUGCCAUAUGGCGCGAUGUUUUCCAGAAGAUGCGAGCCGCAGGCUUCAAUGCUAUAUCGGUAUAUCAUCAUUGGGGAUUGUCUGAGGGGAAGCAAGGCUCUCUAGACUUCAACUAUUAUCGAUCCCACACUGAUUUGUACGAAGUGGCGAAGGAGGUUGGCCUUCUGGUAAUCGCGAGACCUGGACCAUACAUCAAUGCAGAAACCACUGGAGGCGGCUUCCCAGGCUGGUUGACCAACAAUCCAGCGAAAGCAAGGACGAAUGAAACUGGAUUCUCCGAGGCAUGGACCUCUUACAUGGAUGCGGCGUCGGAAUUCAUCAAACCGUACCAGUAUCCUGAUGGACCAGUCAUCGCUGUUCAAGCCGAGAAUGAGUUUUUCGAAUCUUCCUCUGGGGAUCCGGGGCGAUCUGAGAGCAUGGUUCAGAUUGAAGACAACCUUCGUGGAAAUGGCAUUACAAAAGUCCCCAUCACUCACAACGAUGCUUCUCCGUCUGGUCGUUAUGCUCACGGUUUGGGCGAAGUUGAUCUGUACAUGUGGGAUAGUUAUCCGCAGGGCUUCGACUGCGCGAACCCUACAUUAUGGCGCGAGAUCAACAGCGGAGAUCUGGACACUGCUCACAAGGCCAUUAAUCCCGAUAUCUUUUGGGCAACUGGCGAGUUUCAGGCAGGCGCUUUUGAUCCUUGGGGAGGUUCCGGCUACGACAAAUGUUUCCAGCUAACUAAUGAGCAAUUUGCAAACAUGGUUUACAAGAACAACUAUGGCGCACAAACUACGUAUCAGAACUUGUACAUGGUUUAUGGCGGUACCAAUUGGGGAAAUCUCGCCGAACCCACCGUUUACACCUCGUACGACUACGGAGCCCCGAUCCGUGAAGACCGAACACUGUCGCCUAAGUACUCCGAAAUUAAGCUUCAAGCGGCGUUCUUGCACGCUUCACCAGACUUCCUAGUCGCAACGCGAUUUGGCAAUGGUACCAUAGGCUUUGGCACCGCAUUUUCAGACAACCCGCGGAUCUACACCACUGCCCUCAGUUCACCAUCUGGGGCGCACUUCUACAUAGUUCGAUCAAACAGUGUUACGCACACAAACAUGACUAAGUUUACGUUGCGAGUAAACACGACGGAAGGUCCCUUGACGAUCCCACAAUUCGGGCCUCAGGCUACGUUAGACGCUCGGGAAAGCCAGAUACUCGUGUCUGAGUACUCAUUCAAUUCUCAUACCUUGAAAUACUCAACAGCCGAGGUGUUUGCUUGGGCUACCAUAGAUUCGACUGACCACCUGAUCCUCUAUGCGAACGAAGGACAUCAAGUCGAGGCCGUGAUAUCUGGAGUACCCUCUGACAAGCCUAAAGUCACCGGUUCCUCAUCUAUUUCAGCACGUACUGGGCCGAUCGGCACUUUCAUUAUCACCGGUUCACCUAAAGGCGUUUCAUCCAUCUCCCUAGGCAAUACCAUGGUAUUUGUCGCAGACAAGCACACCGCGCUUUCGUUCUGGAACGUCCACCUAUCUUCUGCAAACACUACAGUGUACGACCGCGCUCCGGACGUGCCCUCGAUUUUUGUGUUUGGACCGUAUCUCGUUCGCAACGCCACACUCCUCGAUGGGAGAAGCGUUCUCGCACUGCACGGCGACAUUAACGCUACCACGACUCUCGAUGUCGUUGCGCCUUCGUCUGUCAAGCGCGUCAUAUGGAACGGGAGGACAGUUCACGUCCAGAAAUCGAAUAUUGGCACCUUGCGAGGCAUUCUCAAGUUCACGGCACAGGCUCCAGAACUGCCGGACCUAAGGACCGCGGAGUGGCUCUGCACCGACUCGCUUCCUGAGAUCCAGAGUAAUUUCAAUGACAGCAGCUGGGUUACGGCGAACAAGACCAGUACUGGCAGGCCCUACCAGCCGUUCGCUGGGAAAUACAUGCUCUACGCUGAUGAGUACGGUUUCCAUCAAGGCAACACCAUCACCCGUGGACAUUUCACGGGCAGGAGUGCUAUCGGUGUUCAGCUCUCUGUGCAAGGCGGGUAUAACUUUGGUUACAGCGCAUGGAUCAACUCCAAGUUCCUUGGGUCAAACCAGGGGACGAAUCAGUACUCGGCGGGCGGUGGCGUCGACCUUACGAACGACACGUGGUUGUUCGACCCCGCUGAUCUGAACGAUGGGGACAAUGUCCUCACGGCCGUUCUAGACCCCACCGGUUUGGAAGAAGAUUACAACGGCGAUGAUACGUUUAAGACCCCUCGUGGCAUCAGAGGGUAUAGCCUGCUUGGCAGCGGCGACUUCGACUUCUGGAAGAUUCAAGGCAACCUUGGCGGCGAAGACUUCCCUGACAAGGUUAGAGGACCACUGAACGAGGGUGGACUAUUCGUCGAGCGAGAGGGCGCGCAUCUGCCGGGCUUCCCAGCAACAAAUUGGAAGCAAUCCCGCUCCUGCACACCUUACAUCGGCAUUUCAGGUGCUGGAAUCCAGGCAUACCGCACGACCUUUAGUCUGGACUUGCCCUAUGAAAUCGAUACGCCUAUCGCCUUAAAGAUAACGCGCACGCCGACGAGCAGCUAUCGCAGCAUUAUCCAUAUCAAUGGCUGGCAAUUCGGCCGGUUUAACUCCAAGGACGGACCACAGGAAUUGUUCGUACUUCCAGAGGGCAUCUUGAAGCAUAAUGGAAAGAAUGAGCUGCUGGUCACUUUGUGGUCACUAGAUGCUGAAGGAGCCAAAAUGGCAGACCUUGAGCUUAUUUCGACUGCAGUGGUGAGCACGAGUAAGGAGAGCACUAUCGGGUUGGUUCAGUCGCCGAGUUAUCGGGACCUACGCUAGUGUGGCCUCAUGUACGCCCGCGCCUCUGUAGGAGCAGCAUAUUGAACGUCCGUUGAUGCACAAAAUUGU